AUGUCGGCCAGCUUGGAGAUAAAAUGGAAUGGUAAACGAUUUCCUGUCGAGUUUCCCAGCGUCAAAGAAUUGGAGCAAACUACAGUGAAAGAGCUCAAGCAAAUCUGUGAACGCAUUACAGGUAUCAGUCCCAGAGACAUGAAAAUUAAUGCCUUUGGAGCCUUAAUGAAUAAUGACGAUAUGCCUUUGAGCGUGUACGGUCUUCGACCUGGUUGUUAUGUUACUUUAAAGGUUACUAAGCAUAAAAAAUCUGCUUCUCGGGAGGAGAAGCCUCAUCACCAUCAUGGCCAUAAUCACCACAAAGAAAUGCCCAGCAACAAACAGACUCAACGUGGUCCUCCUCCUCCUCCUCUUCCCAACCGAUCAACGCCCACAGCAUCUGCUGCAGCACAACCAUCGCCAGCACCAACACCACCAGCCGUAUCAACUCCAGAAUUGCAAGGCGAAGCAGUGUUGUUGGAGCAAUUGCAAAAGAUUCAAGAUAAAAUAGACAAGGACAUCACACCUCAAGUUAGAAAGUACGAAAAGACAGUAAAAGAGUUUUUGAACCAACCUACCAAGACGGACAAGGAGAAGAAGAAGCAAAUUUACAUGGGAGCAUACCUUGGUGAGCAGCUGAUGCAUGUUUUGUUUGAUUUAGAUGGAUUCGCUUGUGGGCCAGAUAACCUGAAUGCUCGUCAAGCUAGAAAACAGGCAGUAAAAAGCGCUCAGUCUUUACUAGACACUGUUGAUGAAAUCAAAUCUGUCGUCAAGAAUGUAGCUGUCAUCGACCCAAAAGAGGAAUAA
Molecule: messenger RNA, 786 nt
Organism: Mucor velutinosus
Lineage: Eukaryota; Fungi; Mucoromycota; Mucoromycetes; Mucorales; Mucoraceae
Exons: 3
Coding region: 1-786 (261 amino acids)
Biological process (GO): protein stabilization
Cellular component (GO): cytoplasm; membrane; nucleus
Molecular function (GO): protein-folding chaperone binding; adenyl-nucleotide exchange factor activity
Source: RefSeq, a predicted model, not a curated record